CUCAAGAUGAGAAUAGCCAAGUGUCUUCUUGUUCCUCUCGCGGGACUUGUCGCAGCAUCCAACACGACGGAAGUCGACGUGGGCGAGGACGGCCUCACCUACAGCCCGGACACGCUCCACCUGAGCGCCGGUGAUAAAGUCGAGUUCCAUUUCUACCCCGGCAACCACUCGGUCGUCCAGGCGGCCUUUGAUAGCCCCUGCCAUCCCAAGAACGACACCAGCAUCUUCAGCGGGUUCAUCGCCACGACCAGCAAUGAGAAUGAAUCAUCUACCGUGUUCACAGUGACGAUCAACGAUACGGACCCGAUCUGGUUCUAUUGCGGCCAGACGGGGCACUGCCAGGCGGGCAUGGUCGGGGUGAUCAAUCCUCCGUGAGGACCAGAGAUCCUACACAAUGAGCAGUUAUAGUGCACAGCUAACUGCGCAGCACUAAUGGCUCGGACACGCUCUCAGCCUUCAAGGCGGCGGCCGCUGCGGUCAGUAGCCAGAGUGUGCCGUCUGUAGUCCAGGGAGGCGUGUACAGCACCGUCACCUCUGGGACGUCCAGUACAUCUACUGCCAGUGAAAGCAGUGCCUCUGCGACCACUGCAUCAGCUACGACUACGGAAGCAAAGACCUCUACUGCAUCACAGACCAUGACAGCCACUGCUACCAGCAGUCCUACUUCAACCAGUCCAGCAGACCGGCUGUCCUUAUCAACAGACCUCACUAUCCUUUCUAUUCUUGUUUCCAUAGCAGCUGUAUUACUGCUGUAGCUCAGCUUAGGAAAUCCACCUAAAAGUAACUAGGAUAAUGCAGUUAUACUGAAGC
Molecule: messenger RNA, 810 nt
Organism: Penicilliopsis zonata CBS 506.65
Lineage: Eukaryota; Fungi; Ascomycota; Eurotiomycetes; Eurotiales; Aspergillaceae
Exons: 2
Coding region: 7-375 (122 amino acids)
Molecular function (GO): electron transfer activity
Source: RefSeq, a predicted model, not a curated record